Messenger RNA from Fusarium subglutinans, 849 nucleotides. Its product is annotated as major facilitator. Bases 1 to 849 code for a protein of 282 amino acids. The record is from RefSeq and is a predicted model, not a curated record. Gene Ontology annotation, biological process: transmembrane transport. Lineage: Eukaryota; Fungi; Ascomycota; Sordariomycetes; Hypocreales; Nectriaceae. The transcript is spliced from 2 exons. Gene Ontology annotation, molecular function: transmembrane transporter activity.
AUGGGCCUCUGGAACAGGUCGAACAAGACCUCUAAUGUCGAUCUUCAGGACAUCACGACAACUACAGACCACGAAAAGAACACCCAUCCUGAAGAUGGACACCCAGCUGUCUCCGAUGAUGCCCUCCCCGCGGAGGAUGUCACCGAGGGUGUCAAAGACAUGGAGGCCAUCACCCUCGUUUGGUCCAAGACAUCUCUGAUCUGCCUCUUCAUCUUCAUCUGGCUCGUCUACCUUCUCAAUGCUUUCCAGAGCUCGACAGUAGGUAAUUUACUUCCCUAUGUCACCAGCGACUGGAGCGCGCACUCGCUUCUCAACACCAUCGGUGUUAUCUCCAGUUCAAUGACUGCCGCUGUCUUCAUUCCGCUUGCCAAACUCCUUGAUCUUUGGGGCCGAGCUGAGGGUUAUCUUCUGAUGGUGGGAUUCUGUGAACUGGGCCUGAUUCUGAUGGCCACGUCCAAAGACCUGUCGACCUACUGUGCCGCAAAUGUCUUCUACUCGGUCGGUUUUACGGGCCUGAUCUACAGUAUCGAUGUCAUGACCGCCGAUGCUACCAAUCUAAAGAACCGAGCCUUGGCAUAUGCCUUCACAUCGUCGCCCUACAUGAUCUCAGCCUUCGCUGGAUCUUAUGCUUCGGACAGAAUGCUGGUUGACAUUGGUUGGGCCUGGGGUUUCGGCACCUUUGCCUUCAUCACGCCUGUUGUCUGUGCGCCGCUGUAUCUUCUUCUCAAGAUCAACUUGCGAAAGGCCAAGAAAGAUAUUCUGCCAAAGAGAUCUAGUGGUCGAACAUUGAAAGAGAGCAUCUGGCACUAUACGCUUGAAUUUGACGGCAAGUUCAAAAUUAAGCUAUAG